Molecule: messenger RNA, 840 nt
Organism: Lactuca saligna
Lineage: Eukaryota; Viridiplantae; Streptophyta; Magnoliopsida; Asterales; Asteraceae
Source: the annotation of a GenBank genome assembly
AUGAGAAAAACACCAAGUUUACUUUCUUCCGGAUCAGAAAGUACCAUACUGGUUCCCCGUAUCUUGUCACUGAUCGGAGUAAGCCAUCAGACACAACCCAACACCACCUUCCUUUGUCACUUUCUCUCUUCCCAGGCGAAGAGAGCCACCACUGUCGACUGUGGUAGCUCCUCCACCUCCCCAUGUCAUUCCGACCAUAAGCUUGCACCUCACUGCCUGGUCUCUCGUCGAGCUCGCCUGAAAAGAAAGGAAACGAAGGCAGUGAAGCUGCCACUGCAGGUCCGUAACCAUCCACCGUUGUCAAAACCCAUUUCACCUCCAACCACCGCUUUGACUAUUGGAAUGCCUCCAUACCGGCAGCUACCACCUGAAACCACCUGGCGUUCCUUCCCUCUCGUCAAAACCUUCGGAACAGGAAAGCAAACGCAGGGAAGCUUCCAUCGCCGCCUACUGCCGCCAAACGUUGCCACAGGCCACCGCCAUCGUCAACCUCCGUCAUCAUCACCAUUCUCCGCCGAUUCUGCUAUCACCGGUAAUAUAAAUAGACCCGAUCAUUCGUUUUAAGGGCAUAAAACAUCACAGAACGAUAUUCACGACGGAUUCACUCUCGAACCCCGUUCACGCUUCAAGGGAGAUCAGUAAACCAGCGUUUAACAGAAGAUUUGUUCAUGGAUUCUCGGGCAAUCUAGUCUUAUUUAGUUUUUGUUAUGUUGACCUACUUGUUAAGGUGAAUUUAUGAACCUAUUAAUAUAUGUAUGAAACUUGUAUUUGAACUUUAAAUUUGAAUGUAACUGCUAUGUUAUUAUUGUUGUAACUUGUGAUGUAUAUUCAAUUUGCUUG